AUGUUUGUUGUCCACUACCUACCAAAAUUUACUCCAGCUAGCUCUCCUACUGUGUUAAGCCUCUACCCAUCAUGGUUGGCAGAAAAUUUACUGCAACUUUACCAAGACCAGCAAUUUAGAAAACAUAACAAAGAUGAAACUAUCACUACACCUGUUGGUGGCUGUAUUGUAAGUUUUCUAUUAUAUCACUCGCUGUUUCUCUUCAAGUAUAUGUGGACAAUCCUAAUAUUUAGCAAAUAUAGAAUAUUCAUUCCACCUGUUUUGCAGGAGCCAUUGCUUUUUUUGGAUUGUGCUGUGACCAAAAACACAUUGAAGACUGUGAAUGAAAACACAUAA
Ilex paraguariensis (yerba mate) is the source of this 336-nucleotide messenger RNA. The record is from the annotation of a GenBank genome assembly. Lineage: Eukaryota; Viridiplantae; Streptophyta; Magnoliopsida; Aquifoliales; Aquifoliaceae.